CAUUGCUUCACCCAUGGUUCAAUUGCUGUCACGAUCAAGUGUCCUGCCACCAUUACCUCAGAAGGGCCGCUCUGAUAAGAUCCUUGGCGGAUCACUGAUACCCUCAAAUGAAAUUCAAACGACCUGCAAAGAAUGGUCGCCAUUGUCGUUGAUAUACCGAUACAAUUCAACUACCCUCGAGGUUCGGGAUAUUCUUCUCCUACAACCCGUGUACGCGUUGUUGACCAUACACGAUUUGCCCACGCCAGACAGGCACCGGCUUGUUAUCGAACUGGCAACGCAUGGAACUAUGGGAAGCACAUUAUGCAUCGUCCUACUUGCUCGUGAUACGCACACUCAGCUACCCAAGCUGUUCAUAUUCAAUCCACGCACCUUGAGGUGCCAUAUAAUAUACUCGUCAUUCAACUCAAAGAAUUCUGUCACCAGUAUGUCAAUGUCCUUGAAAAUACAGCUCCAGGACGACCAUCCAUCAUUACAGAAUUCAGAAACUAAAUCCUUUCAUUUACUCGCUCUGGGAACGGAUUCCGGCGCCGUGUUUCUGAUAAGACUAUGUCUUGGUACAUUUCAAACCAUCUCCAAAAUUCCAUGUAUCAUGGCACAAUGCAAAACUUCUUCAGUGGGGUCCAUUGCUGUGCAUGUCACGUCUCCUGUUAGCUCGGAUGCAUCUGUAUUUAUUCUUAUUGGCGGAAAUAAUGGUGAGAUAGAAGUCAUCACUUAUGAGCCGCAAGCCAACAGCGAUGAACAAGACUGCGGAACGCAUGGGACUAAAGUGAUUACGACAUUGUGGAAAAACAUGGCUGUCGUCAGCUUGAUGCUUAAGUCUGCUGAAGAAAAGUCAGAAGUCAUAUUGGUUGCCGGGCAAGGUUUUCGCAACGGCUCCGAGAUCACCAGGAGUGAAAUUCACAACCCAGCCGUAACUAUGCUGAAGCUGAAGCUUCCAACUUUUAAAAGCAUGGAAGUAUGGAAGGAAGAAUGUAGCGAUACAACGAAUGGAUCUGAGAAUAUGCAGGACUGUGAAUCUAGCUACGUUGGAUCCUUCUGCAUAUAUGAAACAAGUGACAAAGCAGUAGACAAGAAACUCAAGCUGUCUUCUAUAUCGUCGCUCAGGAGGAAGCAUGAAAUGGAAGUAAUUAGCUUUAAACAGUGGAACAUAUCUAGGAAUUAUGACGGUGUCACCAGCUGCCGUCAACAGACAGUUACCAAUGUCCCGGUGUUCCUCAAUGGAGCCGUAGCGGAUGCCUUUGGUAAAGUAGUCAUAUUGGCGGCGACAGAAUUGCAUACUCUCUAUACUACCGUCGCUCAACCAUCAAAAUCAGGAUAUGAAGGCAUCUCAGAGGGCGAUUACGACUUUUCAGGACUUGCAAGCAAACUUCGACGAGAGCUUUCCAAAAGAUACGAAAAGGCGUCACGCUCUUAUACUGAACGACGCAUUCAGAUGGGUUCGCCACUAAUAAUAGAUUUGUUGUUGGAGCAAAACGGAUACCAUGAGCAGUACCCCGUAUCGGAGCAUGUUUAUGAAAGAUAUUGCGAUACUAUCGACGGCUACUCAAGUACUUCAGGUCCAUUGCCUUGUUGUUCACAUAUACUACUGUACAUUAUACUGGACGCAUGUGGGAAAAAUGAAUUUGAAGCCUUCGCAAAGAAUAUCCAUUUGAACACGACUACAUCUCAAAUGAUUAUGGAUUACUGGGCAAUAGACAAUUUUCAAAUAGACAAACUGAAUGCCAUGAACAGCUCUGCGUACAUUAUUCUAUUCCCAACUCUUUAUAUCAAAGUCGUCAAAAUGCAAGUCUCCUUAUCAGCCGCAUUGAAACUAAUUGAAACAAACCAUAUUCCAAUACAAGAUAUUACUGAUGAGGAAGUACUAACUGCGUAUCUGUUGAAAUUGAAACCAAAAGAUGUGAUCCUAGAACUGAAUACAAUUUGUAAGACUUUGGAUCAAACAAAUAGACGCAGCGAAGUGCUAUGCAAGCUUUUAUACGAUUGGUUUGAAGUUGGAAACACGAAAGUCAAGCAAGUACAAUUAUUUUCUACACCUUUGAACGGUCAACUAGAGAGGGAGGUCGUUACGUACUGCUCUUCAACGAACCCUUCACCUUCAAAUCUGAAUUUUCUGUUCGCAUUUUAUUUAAAUCGCUACGAUUAUGCAUCAGCCAUGGACAUUCAUGAAAGACUGCAAAAAGAAGACAUGUCAAGCCUUGGCCAACAGCAGCGCAAAGUCAUGAUUGACUCGAUAACUGAACUGAUUCCUUCUAUUCAGAGGAGGAUAUGCAAGGUUCGCUCGGACAACCAUGGUAGUGUGCAAUCCACCCCAUUCUCAGCAAUUGUUUUCUCGCAAACAUCGGAAACUGAGCAGAGUAUGAUCUUGGAGCAGCUCGUUCGACAAACUCAACUGUUGAACUCCAAUGAUCCGCACAGCAACCCAUUUUCUGGCCCUCCCAAAAUGGUUAGAUGAGAUCUUUUGUCCAUGUAGAGCCUUACAUUAACAUAAGCAAACAACCACACAUAAAAAUAAUAAUAGAUGGAUGCGCGUUAGUCAGGAUAAAACAGUAUUAAUACAUAAACACGAUCCUCGU
Umbelopsis ramanniana AG is the source of this 2576-nucleotide messenger RNA. RefSeq lists its product as uncharacterized. The transcript is spliced from 12 exons. Lineage: Eukaryota; Fungi; Mucoromycota; Umbelopsidomycetes; Umbelopsidales; Umbelopsidaceae. The record is from RefSeq and is a predicted model, not a curated record. Bases 14 to 2455 code for a protein of 813 amino acids.